CAACUGUCAACACGUCACGCAAUCCACGCAUUAAUUCUUUGUCCGUUUCAGUUUCAACAUUCCAUUUUCCUUCUCAUUUUCCCGGAAAAUCAAAUUCCCAAACCUUAACCAACCAAACUCGAAAUUCUUAAUUCUUUCAAUCUUCAAUAAUAACAACAAUAAUAAAGGAAUCCCGAUGGACGUCUCUCUAAUCGCAGAUACAUUGACAAUAGCUACACAACAAACCCUAGGGUCUGCAAACUCUUUUCUUCUCCACCGCCAAAAUUGCAUCAACCUCGCAGAUCAAUCCUCCCAAAUCUGCGUCGUCGUCGUUGAUGCCUUGGCUCCGCCGCCUGUCAAGUCCAAAACCUCACGCCGCACUCUCCUCCGAAAGCGGCGGCGGACCAGGCGGAGAUCGCAAACUGACGGAGACUCCGGUGGUUUCGGAGAGGAGUAUGGGUUUUUUUGCGGUGGUGAUGGUCUUUUUGGUGGCGGCGGGGGCGGGGAUGGAGGAGGUUUUGGUGGUGGGGGGAGAGGGUGGAAUUUUGAUAAAUUCGGAGGGCACGAUUGGGAUGAACCUUCGUGGUGGUUUUCUUCGCGGUCUUCGGGUUUCGCUUAUGGGUUUGUUUAUGAGGUGAUAUAUUGGAUUGCGCUGUCGAAUUGCGUGCAUUUUGCGUUUAAGAAGGUUGUUAGGAUCGUGGCUGAUGGAAUUGGUGAUACCGAGAGAGGGAAAGCGGUGCCUAUGAGAUUGGCUACCGUGUGCUAAUUCGGUAACUGAUAUUUAUGAAUCCAUGAAUUGAAGGGUAUUAUAGAACUUAGUGGCUUAUGUUCUCUUCUACAAUGCAAUGCACAUAUAUUGUAUAUAAUUGUUCUCAUUGUUUAUAUGAAUCAGUAUUUGAUUUGGUUGUA
Molecule: messenger RNA, 888 nt
Organism: Populus trichocarpa (black cottonwood)
Lineage: Eukaryota; Viridiplantae; Streptophyta; Magnoliopsida; Malpighiales; Salicaceae
Exons: 1
Coding region: 176-745 (189 amino acids)
Source: RefSeq, a predicted model, not a curated record